AUGUAUCCAGCUCGUGCGGUUCCCACCCUUCCCCGCACAAGCACACCCUCCCCACACCCUAUUCUCCAAGGUCUCCUCCUUCUCCACCAUACGCUAUUUAGCACGGAGGAACCUGUCGUCGUCACUGCCACCAUUUUGUCACACACAAGCAAAAGAAGAAAAGGCAAACAACGGAAAGCGCAGGCGGUAAGCAUGGGGAUUGGUUAAUGUGGACUAAGGCCACCUGGGUGGGAUUUGCUUCGGCGUUCUGCGCGCCGUAGUACGUUCUCAUACGAUGACAUCGGGCCACAAUCACGCAAAUCCCUGCCGCACCCUCAGGUUAUGGUCGAGAAGUUGGUGAAUACACACGGAACCAGAUACACACCUCAAAGCGACUCUUGAACCCUCAGAACCAGUCAGCUCCUGUCGCCCCCCAUGGACCUUUGACCCACCCCCGCAUUUCCCCACCCUAUAUCCGGCCCGCCCUCCGACGUGUCUGAUCCCCAGUCACUGAAGGCAUCGCUGUAGUCGGACGCAUCGGAUUCCCACUCUGGGAUUUCAUCCCUCCCUUCGUUUUCCUCCUGCUGCUCCUCCUCCUCCUCCUCCUCCCCGUCCUCGUUCUUCGGUCCCUGUUGAAUCACCCGGCUCGGCUGCCUGCUGCCUAGCGGCUGCUUGUGCGGCUGCCUGCUGACUUACGGCUCUUACCGCCAAAAGAGAACGCAGGGCGCCGGCUACGAUGGCAGAUGUUGCAGGAAUGGAGGGUGUAGCAGGAACAGUGGACGCAGCAGGAACGCUGGAUGUAACAGCAGCGAUCCGAGCCUCAGGUUCCGCCGCGCGAAUCAGUCCACAGGUGGCCUUGCACACCAAUGCCAGCUAGCAUUUUCUUCCUGCUUUUCGACAGCCGCACCUCACGCCGAGACUCUUCUUACCCGGGGCCGGUUUGCAACCACAUUUCUCCGUUUGCGUCUUGUUGUCGGUGCCAACGUAGGAAUACUCAGACAGCCAUACCACGCGAUUUUCCGCUGUCAUGUGCUCCGGGCUGGUCCCCCCCGCUUACGGGUCGAUCCCCCAUCCCUUGCCGUUGAACUCUCGCACUGGUACCACCUCUAAACAGCCAUCUCGCCAGUACCCAAGCACCUGAUGGCCUCGCUCGCUCUGCUGGCGCAUGGACCCGAACAAGGGCACGUUGAUGUAGCCUUCUUUGAACCACGCCUGAGGAUAAGCAUCCGGAUGACGUCGACGUAAUGUGCGACAUCGCCGUUGUCCGUGCGGAAAAUCCAGCCGGGCUCCUGCCCACCACGAGCAAAGGCAGCUUCAUACUUGAAGUAGAAUAUGGUCGCCAACAACUUGAUGCACUCGUCGAUCUUGACGCCCCAUGCCCCACCCUCGCGCACGCAGAUAGACGUGCGAUACACACCCUCCGUCCGCACGCUCUUCAGAGUAAGAGCCCACAUGGUCCCGAAAGGCAGGCCCGAUAUGGCAGGCAGGAAGUCGCAACCAGCAAGCAGGUAGACGAGGACAAAAAGGCGUACCUUCUCGUCGUCGUCGGGAAUCCAACCCUGGAAAUCAGAGUCCGUGGCAGAGAUCUCUAGCCGUAGAACUGCGACUGGCGAUUUGCGUGAAGCCCUUCUCAUCUGCCGACCUGUGACAUGCAGCAUACAGUUUCUCUCCUGCCAAUUGCUCCCCCCGUGGGCACAGGUUACAUGGCUCGCCGGGAGUAGUGGUGACCCAUACCUUCGCGCGCGGCUUCCUCUUUCUCUUGCUUCUGUCACUAUCGGCAACUGCUCGUGGUCUCUUCCCAUCUUGACGCGCCGCCGAGAACGAACUCCCGGGGUAGCGCUCGCCGUUUUUGCACGCUCAGCCUCGGCGAUCUCACGUUCCUUGCGGGCCUAUGGCUCCGCCCUCCCAACCGCCUGCUGCUCCUCGUUGCCACCUCUGCAAUCUUCUGCUCCAACUGCGGUUGUAGUAGGACCAAAUAACGUCUGGCCUUAACCCUCACCGGACGCUUCUUCCCUGAUCUUCGGCCCGAACCUUUCAACCGC
This is a messenger RNA of Ectocarpus sp. CCAP 1310/34, 2021 nucleotides long. Lineage: Eukaryota; Phaeophyceae; Ectocarpales; Ectocarpaceae. The record is from the annotation of a GenBank genome assembly.